Closterium sp. NIES-65 is the source of this 932-nucleotide messenger RNA. The record is from the annotation of a GenBank genome assembly. NCBI's taxonomy places the organism in Eukaryota, Viridiplantae, Streptophyta, Zygnematophyceae, Desmidiales, Closteriaceae.
GCACAGGGAGCGGUAAUGGCAUGUAUGAGAAGGUUCUGGAACCCACCCUAGACAUGGUCCACAUGGAAGUCCUGCCCGGAUUCACUCGCAGCGUGGUGGCGAGGGACCAUGCCCUGAUCACACCAGAAAGCCGAGUCUUCAGCCCGCUGCCUGGAUGGGAAAACACUCUCUCAGCACAUCUCGUUACCCCUGCCAUCGGUGCACACUUCGCCAUGUCCCUGCUUCGGCUGUCAGGCAAUGCCUCUUCCGCCCCUCCAGUGGCUGGAGUGGAGAGGUUUGUGUUUGUGGUAUCAGGGCAAGUCAGCUUCACUCAGUACGGGACCCCAGGAGAGACCAAUGAAGGGGGUGUGGCCAAUCAGUGCUCGACAGUUGGUGAUGCUGGGAGCACCUGUGCAAGAUCCGUUGUUCUGCAGGAGGAUCUUACGGACGACUCCUAUGUGUAUCUCCCACCGAAUACGCCCCAUUCCUUGGCUUCUGCGUCUGGAGCUACACUCGUGCUCAUUGAACGCAGGUACUGCCCUAACUCGGGCCUCGCAACAGCCUCUGGGGUGGAAAGCGGUUCAGAGGGGCUGGCGGUGGCGGUGGGGCAGACGCACAAGCAGCCCAUUCGGCCAGUCCCUGGAGAGGUCUUUGCGCUUCGCAAGCUGCUUCCAACCACGAUUGCCUAUGACUUCAACAUUCAUAUCAUGGACUUUGAGCCAGGGGAGUUCCUAAAUGUGAAGGAAGUGCAUUACAAUCAGCACGGGCUGCUGCUGCUGGAAGGACGGGGCAUCUACCGUUUGGCUGAUAGCUGGUAUCCGGUCCAAGCAGGCGACACAAUCUGGAUGGCCCCGUUUGUUCCCCAGUGGUAUGCAGCACUGGGCAAGACUCGGUCAAGAUAUCUCCUUUAUAAGGACGUCAACCGCGACCCGCUGCUCCAUCCGUCUUGUUGA